AGCAAGACAGGAAAUAUCAUAAGAGUCCAGAAACACAGCGCUCAGUUAAAAGGCAAGAUUGUGAUCAGAAACUGCAGAUACUUUCCAUUACACUGGACCUGCCAACACAGCCUACAUUUGUAGUUGUAAGCAUGUCCAACUCCAUGGUAGUCAUGCAGCCAAAGCCUGUUAUGAUCUCUAAUCAUUCUGAUCAGUGGGGAUCAGAAAUCUGUGACUGCUGUGAUGACAUGUCUGAAUGCUGCUUUGCUUUCUGGUGUUUCUCGUGUUACGCGUGCAUUAAUGCCAAGAAAUACGGUGAGUGCUUAUGUCUCCCCCUGCUGGACUUCUGCGGGUGCGUCCCACCCAUAACCAUAUCCAUGAGGGCGUCAAUGCGCCAGCGUUAUGGCAUUAAGGGUGAUAUGUGUAAUGACUGCCUGAUGGCCACAUUCUGCAGAGGAUGCGUUUGGUGUCAGAUGUCACGAGAGAUGAAGGCACGAGAUCUACAAAUCACUCUUAUUGGUGCCAGGAAUUUAUAAAUGAAGUUCCUAAAUAACUACCUAAUCAUACAAGCUAUAGCGAGUUAUAAAAUAGGCCUAAUAGUCGUGAGCUAUAGCUUAAACUCGCAAUUCUGAGAGGGAAAAAAAAAGAAAUUCAUUUAGCCUAUAACUCGUAACUGUGAGUUUGUGAAUCACAUUUCCGAAAAAAGAUCGAAACUUGCAAUUGCGAGGAGAAAAUUGCGAGUUUAGCUAUAGCCUAUCUCGAGUUGAAGGUUCCUCGAGCCCUAUCCACUGCAGACAGCAAGCCAAAUAAUUAGCAAACAAACGCGCGAAUAUCUUUUUAAAGUAGGCUAUUGCAUUUGCGUGUGUAGUGUAGCCAAUAUACCAGCCUACUACUACUUCUAAUAAUAAAAAGGAAAGUCUUUCAUGCAGCCUAUUUAUGAAUGUAGGGCUAUCAUUACUUGAUUUGGUCAUUUAUUGAUCUAGCCCAAGUUGUUUUUGUAUGAGGCUUAUUUUAAUAAUGAUGAUUUUAUGUAAAUCGCUGAUGUAAUUUGUUGAAAUGGAAAUGUAAUAAAUGUAGUAAUUGUCA
Messenger RNA from Pimephales promelas (fathead minnow), 1065 nucleotides. RefSeq names its product plac8 onzin related protein 2 (gene ponzr2). The record is from RefSeq and is a predicted model, not a curated record. NCBI's taxonomy places the organism in Eukaryota, Metazoa, Chordata, Actinopteri, Cypriniformes, Leuciscidae.